AUGGAUCCCAAGUUUCGAGCCGACUUACAGCGGAGAGAACGAGGCAACGACCAGAAGGCGAAGCUGAUUAGCUGGCCCCAUGCUGACUUAGAGACUCACUGCCGCAAGCUUCUCGUAAUCCUGGUUCGCGGGAAGGUCACGGCACUUGUGUCGGAGGCGGUGCCGUUAGUUCGUCCCCCCCUCGAGCGUUGUGGUGUCGAGAUGGUACUGGGCCUGGGAGGACGGGAGAGGUGGGACCCGGCAGGCAAUUUCCUCGAAAGGCCAGACAGUCAAAUGCUAUGUGCGAAGUACCUAGGUGGCGCCGCUAAUGGGCCAAUGGACAUCGAGGCGAUGCCCGCAACCUCCUCUGUCCGCCCUGCCGGUGUUCUGAGGCUGGCGCAAAGAGCUGAAGACUGCGGUGGGCCGCAUUAG
Chaetomium globosum CBS 148.51 is the source of this 411-nucleotide messenger RNA. RefSeq lists its product as uncharacterized. Bases 1 to 411 code for a protein of 136 amino acids. The transcript is spliced from 3 exons. NCBI's taxonomy places the organism in Eukaryota, Fungi, Ascomycota, Sordariomycetes, Sordariales, Chaetomiaceae. The record is from RefSeq and is a predicted model, not a curated record.